UGCACUUUUGCCAAGCUUACUCAGCCAGUGACAUUUUUGUCCGGGGAAAUCCGCGUCGCGCUUACUCAUCGCCCUUAUUUUAGUCGGGAAUUAAAAGUUCAUCGAUUCGGCACUGAAACGAUCUCGACGGAAAAGAAAGGAAACCAGGAAAACAGCUGUGUGACACAGAACGAAAAGCGGAAGGUGUAAUAACCAGGUCGAGCGUCUCCGUUUCGUGUUCCGUUCCAAUUGAAAUCUCUUUAAAGCCGGUUGUGUGAACGGCCAGUGCACGGUACAUUUGACAUGUAGAUAUGUAGAGCACACUUUUCCUUCGAUAAGCAUCGGCUGCACGACGUUUCACUCGGAUUUAAGAAGCGUUAUGGAUCCUCCCGUAUGUGAUCUUUGACACAAAUCAGAGUUCGAAGGUCGUGCGUUAUCCUCGCAAAUAAAUUACUGCAUCAGCACCUGGUUACAGCGACUGGAGUCCUGCAACAGGAAAAUCGAACGAAAAUAAUAUUUGUCAUUUCGCAUAUAUUAUACAUUUAUUAGAACUCCGUGAAAAUCAUCGUCAUUCGUUGGCUCACAAGUGCCAUUACCGCCGGAGAAAGUGCCUAGCCUUCAAUCGCCGUUCGGGCUGCGGGCAACUUUAGUCUCGCUCCGGCUUUCGUUACCCAACCAUCAAUAGGAAAUAAGUGAUCGAACUUCAAGGAGACUAUUAAAUUAUCGUACUGAGAUAAAAUUAAUCUCCCAAUAAAUAAUAAGAGAAAGAAAUCGGGGCGCGAAUCGCGAUACAAUGUCACGUUCGUGAACACAAGCUAAUUGUGCUGCAUUCGCGAAUCAAGAAGCCGGAGAUCUGCCAAAGGAUUUAGGAAAAUGUUGCUGCAAUUAGCAUUAUGGCUGGUUAUCGUUUUGAUUCUCGUUUGGCUGUCAUUAAAUUACAUCAGCAAACUCGUGAACGCUUUGUGGGAAAUCUUUUUGCCAUUGAUCGGUACCAAACCAGUUGAUCUGCGCUCCAAGUUCGGCGAAUGGGCAGUGGUAACGGGCUCCACCGAUGGAAUCGGCAAAGCUUACGCGAAAGAAUUGGCUACAAGAGGGUUGAACUUGGUACUGAUCAGCCGGACACUGGAGAAAUUAGAGAAAACCAGAAAUGAGAUCCUGCAGGAGAAUCCUGCGAUAGAAGUGAAAAUUAUAGUGGCGGACUUUAGCAAGGGAAAAGAAAUCUAUGGGAAAAUUGCGGAACAAUUGAAGGGUAUUCCUAUUGGAAUCUUAGUGAACAACGUGGGCAUGCAGUACACCUAUCCGAUGUACCUUGGAGAAGUUCCAGAGGAUGAACUGUGGGACAUUAUCAAUAUAAACGUCGGAGCCACCACUUUAAUGACACGAUUAGUCAUCGGGCAAAUGAAGGAACGUGGAAAAGGGGCUAUCGUGAACAUGUCAUCCGGUUCGGAAUUGCAACCAUUACCGCUUUUAACUGUGUACGCGGCAACAAAAAUGUACAACAAAGGCUUCACCGAUGCGAUCAGAAUCGAAUACUCCAGAUUCGGGAUAACUGUACAGCACUUAGCUCCGUUCUUCAUAAACACGAAGAUGAAUGCGUUCAGCGAUCGACUACAGGUAACUACUUUUCUUGUGCCUAACGCGACGACUUAUGCGAAAAAUGCGAUUUCCACGCUUGGUAUUAUGAAUUCGGGCGUGGGAUAUUGGGGACAUGCGAUUCAACAAAUAAUCGUAUUACUUGUUCCUGAACAUGUCAGAAUGAAAGCUGGAGAAUUCAUGAAUCAAAGUUUAAGACAAGAUUAUUUUAGACAGAAAAAAGUUGACUAGAUGUUCUGACAUAUAUCGUACAUGUGUUGUUUGUCAGUAGUAUUGUUUUAUUUUGUUGUUAAUUUAAUGAAAUUUAACAUAUAAUUUAUGUAUGGUGAUUGAAGCGGAAGAGGACUAGAAUGUAAGAAAAAACCAAAACAAAAACUUCGUAUUAUGUAAAUAACACGAUCAAAUUUGAUUUAUACCUGUAUUUUUUGUCUUUAUUGACUUUAGAAAUAAACGAAAUGUCAUUAAACCUUAA
Messenger RNA from Megachile rotundata (alfalfa leafcutting bee), 2044 nucleotides. Its product is annotated as inactive hydroxysteroid dehydrogenase-like protein 1. Lineage: Eukaryota; Metazoa; Arthropoda; Insecta; Hymenoptera; Megachilidae. The record is from RefSeq and is a predicted model, not a curated record.